UCCAAUGCCAUUUUUGUUUUAAAUUAAGAAAAACUUGCAUCCUAAAUUCCACCUAAUAAUUAUUGCACUACUUCACCAGGCUCACAUGUUUUGAUUUCAUUCCAUCAGUUUCCACUAUAUUGUGCCUUUAUUCUUAAUUGUUUUGAUUCUUUCAUUAAUUUCUCCCCAAAAAUUGAGUCACGGUUGAAUUGGGGGUUGUGUAAUUAUCUACAAGUUUGGAUUUUUAUUUGAUUAAUUUGAUUUGGUGCUCAAUGAUGUUAUUUUCUAAUAUGUUAUUUUCUAAUAAUGUGUAUGUUUGGUUUUUGAUUUCAUUUUAAUUGGUGGAAUUUGGAGAAUGUGGAGGGAUUGAAGAUGUGUGAUUUUCAGCAUGUGUGUCUCUGAGUUGUGUACUUUGGUGUUUCAGGUGAAUGUGUGAGGCUUUGAGGAAUUGUUCUUGAGAAUGACUGAUGUGGCAAAUCUUGUUGAGGCAUCAGGAACAAGAUUUAGUUCGUUGGAGCUUAUUGGGCAAGGAUCAUUUGGAGACGUCUAUAAAGCGUUUGAUAGAGAGCUCAACAAAUUAGUCGCCAUCAAAGUAAUUGAUUUGGAAGAAUCAGAGGAUGAAAUUGAUGAUAUCCAGAAGGAAAUUUCUGUUCUAUCCCAAUGUCGAUGUCCAUACAUUACUGAGUAUUAUGGUUCUUAUAUCAAUCAAACUAAACUUUGGAUAAUCAUGGAAUACAUGGCUGGUGGCUCAGUUGCUGAUCUACUUCAAUCAGGUCCUCCCCUUGAUGAAAUGUCAAUUGCCUGCAUUCUACGUGACUUGUUGCAUGCUAUUGAUUAUCUGCAUAGUGAAGGAAAAAUUCAUAGAGACCUUAAAGCUGCAAACAUUUUAUUAACUGAGAUCGGUGAUGUAAAGGUUGCAGAUUUUGGUGUUUCUGCUCAAUUAACGAGGACUAUAUCAAGGAGAAAGACAUUUGUAGGAACACCAUUCUGGAUGGCACCUGAAGUUAUUCAAAAUACAGAUGGAUAUAAUGAAAAGGCAGAUAUUUGGUCUCUAGGGAUCACUGCAAUUGAGAUGGCAAAAGGGGAGCCUCCACUUGCUGAUCUUCACCCGAUGAGAGUGCUUUUCAUCAUACCUCGUGAGAAUCCUCCACAGCUUGAUGAUCAUUUUUCUCGUUCAUUGAAAGACUUUGUUUCACUAUGCUUAAAGAAGGUUCCUGCUAGGCCAAGUGCUAAGGAACUUCUCAAAGAUCGUUUUAUUCGAAAUGCUAAGAAGAAUCCAAAGCUUUCAGAAAGAAUAAGGGAACGUCCAAAGUACCAAAUAAAGGAAGAGCAAGAAGAGACACCUAGAAAUAGCUCAAGAGGGAGGGGUGAGGCAACAGAUACAGUAAAGGUGGCUAGAGAUUUAAGAGGUGAAGAAAAUAAUCGACCCAGGGAUCAGAAUCAAACCCUAAAAAGUGUUGGAUGGGACUUCAACAUUGGUGGAUCACAGGGUACUGGAACCUCUCGUAAUGUUUCUCGACCACCUCAAUUUAGAGAUAAGAAAACUGAAGUUUCACAUAACCAGCUUACCCAAAGAAAAGCUCCAGAAAAUGUUUAUCAAGGGGGAUCCACCAAUAGAAUUGCAUCAAAUGAGUCACUUGAAAGUUCUUCUAGAGGAGAUCUUAAAGCCCCCCACCAUGAUGAGUAUUUGGAUAAUCACCUUGAAGAUGGUGACUUAUUUGGGAAUGAAAUAGGAACUGUUGUUGUUCGAUCUCCAAAAGGAUCAAGGUCAUCUGUGUUUCGUGACCAGAACUCUCAGUCUAGCAGCAGCCAUGCUUCUUUUGAAGAUGCUUCUACAAGUGGAACUGUUGUUUUACGUAGCCAGCAGAAUGACUCUGAUUCUCCACAGACACCAAGGUCUCGAUUGGGAAUUCAUGACAAAAAAUCAAAUGCCUUAACAGAAGAUAGUGCAGCAAAUCUUGCUGAGGCAAAGGCUGCUAUCUUGAGGAAAAAAAAUGCUCAAGAGAAAUUUCCACGAGGAAAAAUCAACAACGAUAGACAUGGGAGCAAAAGAGAUCAAAAGUCUAGCAGCUCUGAUUCUUCAAGACCACAUGGUGAAUAUGGUGCAAACAAGGGCUUGUUAAGAUCACAUCAUGCUAUUGGUGACGCAGAAAAUUCUAAGAUAAUGUCAUCAUCUGCGCCAUUAUCUGUUUUACUUAUUCCUUCAUUAAAAGAGGCUAUUGCUGAUGAUUCAGAAGGCUCGAUUGUGCGAUCGGUUAUCAAUUCUUUUAUAAACAUGGAAGGCACAAAACCUAAAUCUUGUGAUGUUGUUGUUAAAAAGUUGCUUCAACGGUUGGCCAGUUCAAAGGAAGAUUCAUUAAAGGACCUGCAGGGACUAGCAAGCCAACUAUUCAGCAAGACCAAUUCAACUGAAGAAACCGAAAAUGCUAAUAGGAAGAAACAACAAAACAAGGAACAUCAUGCAAAUAGCAAUUUGAGUCCACUCGCAAGUUUUCUUCUCUCAAGAUGGCAAGGCCAAACCUCACAAAUAUAAACUCAUCUUGAGUAGAGAUAAAAGUUACACUUUGUGUCUUGUCUUUAUUUAUGCAUUUAUAUUUUGAUUAAUUGUACAUAUACUAUUAUUAGAAAUUAUUUUUCCAUGUUCUAUUAUUAUUAUUAAUUUUUUUUCAUAGCGAUAGAAGACAAUAGUGUUGUAUAAUUUAGAGGAUUUUAUAAGUUAUAUGUAAAUUUUAACAUAUUACAUUGAUUUGUAUUUUCUAAUUGUAGUCCCUUUACAAAGUGGGACAACAAGUUAAUACACGUAUUAUCACUUUUCCAACACUAUUUAUCAUUUUAUAUGG
Cajanus cajan (pigeon pea) is the source of this 2819-nucleotide messenger RNA. Lineage: Eukaryota; Viridiplantae; Streptophyta; Magnoliopsida; Fabales; Fabaceae. The record is from RefSeq and is a predicted model, not a curated record.